UGUAAAGAGGUCUGGCGCCCUCUUCUGGCCUUCAGGCAUACAGACAGAAUAUUGUAUACAUAAUAAAUAAAUAAAUAUUUAAAAAAAAAGAAAUUAUCUGCAGAGAGACACCUCUAUUCUACUUCCUUUUAAAGAGUAUUCAAGGUGAGUCUUAAGUCUACGCUGUACUUAUGCAUGCAGGGACUCAGCUUUCUCUUCUCCCCUCUCCUUUCUUCCUCGUAUCUUCCUGUGUCCUCUCCUUUGCUCGCUCGGUGUCAAGCCUUGGCCUUCAUGCACACGAGUAUGUGCUCUAUGACUGGGUCACAUCCCAACCCGUAAAUUACAUUCCUUUUUUUUUUUUUUUUUUAGUUUUUCGAGACGGUUUCUCUGUAGCUUUGGAGCCUGUCCUGGCACUAGCUCUUGUAGACCAGGCUGGCCUAGAACUCACAGAGAUCCGCCUGCCUCUGCCUCCCGAGUGCUGGGAUUAAAGGCGUGCACCACCACUGCCCAGCCGUAAAUUACAUUUCAUAGCUGCAGAACCUGCUGAUAUUUGGUGUAAGGAGUUAGUCAUAGGUGUCAGCUGUUGGCACUGAGAGUGCCAGACCUUAGCCAGGUUAGUUCCAGAGGACUAGCACACUUGCUGUCCUCCCCGCCCCAUCCUGGUUCAUCCGUCCUGAAGGAAAGCAAGCUGUUUUUGAAGUUGUCAUCACUGGUCCCCAAAGCAAAGUCACUGACAGGGGGAGGAUGCACAGGUGUGUGGCUAACGAGAGGGUGUUACCCCGCUCGUCCUGACGGCUUGCCUGCUGUUUCUGCAGCAUCGGGCUCUAAUGGAAGAGCUAAACCGCAGCAAGAAGGACUUUGAGAAGAUCAUUCAAGCCAAGAACAAAGAAUUGGAGCAGACCAAGGAAGAAAAGGAGAAGGUGCAAGCCCAGAAGGAAGAGGUUCUGAGCCACGUGAACGACGUGCUGGAGAACGAGCUCCAGUGCAUCAUUUGCUCCGAGUACUUCAUCGAGGUGAGGGUGAGCAGUGCCCCCCCCCCCCCCCCCCGCAGUGCAUCAGCCUUCCAGGCUGCUUCUGCUGCGGGGGAACCUCUCAGAGAGAACUUGGUUCAGAAACCUGGAGCUGUUUGAUUUCCCGGUGAUGUCUGAAGGUAGCCACUUCUCAUUAUAUCAUGCAGUCUUCACCAUGCUUUUGUUCCUCUUGGAUCACCAUUUUAACUGCAAUGCAAGCCUGUCAGGGCCACACAGUAUUGGAGUAAAGCUGCCCACUGAUGCUGUCCUUCUUAACUCUGGACGGGUGCAGUGCUCAGUGUGGGCUUGUAGCGUGCCUUUUUGACGAGGAAGUGGAUGCCAUUAUGUGUGGUAGCUAUGGGUAUUCAGGGGCCAGAGUGAACAUGUUUCAGGGUUUUGAGGGUCCUUUUGAAAAUGGAGCUCCCCUCCAAGUUGCCAUUUGCUGCUUUGUCACCAGCUCUUAGUUUUCAUUCAUUUCUACCAUUUGGGUUUUUUUUUUUUUAACUACUUUUUAAAUUUGAUCUUUAUUAGGCU
Messenger RNA from Alexandromys fortis (reed vole), 1523 nucleotides. RefSeq names its product E3 ubiquitin-protein ligase RNF8-like. Gene Ontology annotation, molecular function: ubiquitin protein ligase activity; histone binding. Lineage: Eukaryota; Metazoa; Chordata; Mammalia; Rodentia; Cricetidae. Gene Ontology annotation, biological process: protein K48-linked ubiquitination; double-strand break repair; ubiquitin-dependent protein catabolic process. Bases 807 to 1109 code for a protein of 100 amino acids. The transcript is spliced from 2 exons. The record is from RefSeq and is a predicted model, not a curated record. Gene Ontology annotation, cellular component: nucleus; cytosol; site of double-strand break.